AGAAAACAAAUGUAACUUGGGACGGAGGAAACGAAAAUUUGGAAGGAGAGAAAUUAGAAAACGCUGGGAAUGGUGCGCUCAUGCGUAAGCUUCUAGAGAGAAGGUGGUGAAGAUGCUGAGAAUAGGCGUACGGAAUUUGGCAUCUCUGUGGAAGAGCCCAAACUCCUUUCUCGGUGUCACAUCGCCGCCGGCGUCCAAUCCUAGAAUCGUGGUUGAGACUGUCCGGCCGCUUACUUUCCGAUGCUUCUCCGCGAAGCCGUUCGCAUCGUCGCCGGCGUCCAAUCCUCGAAUCAUGGCUCCCAGCACGGCAGCCGGACUCGUCGAGGAUCUUCUGUUUGAUGAUGAAAUCUCUACUGUUCCUAAGACCGAUACGAUUCCGACUCCCCUGCAACCUGGCGUCGUCGUUUAUGACGGCGUCUGUCAUCUCUGUCAUAAAGGAGUAAAAUGGGUUAUUAAAGUAGACAAGGAUAGAAAGAUUAAGUUCUGUUGCCUUCAAUCAAAAGCUGCUGAACCAUACAUGAGCUUAUGUGGAGUUGAUAGAAAUGAUGUUGAACGUCGUUUCUUGUUCAUUGAAGGCCCAGGUCUAUACCAUCAAGGCUCAACUGCUGCACUGAAGGUUUUGUAUCACCUGCCAUUUCCAUACUUCGUACUAAGUGCAUUCAUGGUUAUCCCCAAACCUCUAAGGGAUGCUGUCUAUGACUAUGUUGCAAAGAGACGCUACCACUGGUUUGGGAAAGACAAUGAUUGCUUAGUUCUUCAGGAGAAAGAGUUGCUGGACCGUUUCAUUGAUGCAGAAGAAUUGCUGAGACGAAAUCAAUCUGCUCUGUGAAUUGCUCUUCUUGAUCGAGUUCACGAGGUUUCUGCUGUUAUCUGUUUCUUUUCAUUGGUUCGCUCACAUUUUUAUCCUUCAUAAUUAAUAGGAUUGGGAAGCCUUAAAAUGUUGCAUGCAUUCUCGUAGAUUUUAACCCACCGCGAUAUAUAUAUAUGGGAGUAAAUCUGUAAUGAAAGGAUUAAGAGAGUAGAAGCUAUAUGAACUCUUAGUCUAUAUUCAGAGGUAUUAUUAAUCCAAAUUUCGAUUUGGAGACUGAAAAACUUAAGUGAAAAAUAGAUGUAGGAUUGGGAGUAGAUCAAGAAAAAACUUUACACUCCAUCUUAAUUUAGAAGCUUUAUUUCAAAUAUAUAACGUUAUAAAUAACUUGAACAAAAAUGGGAAAAUGGGAAGAAAUUAAGUAUAACAUACAAUAACCUAAAAAUAAAAAGCACAGCCAUAAGCAAAAGAUAAAUUGGAUCAUAAACAGUAUAAACACAUAAACAAGAAACUAAUGAAAACAUGUCUCUUCAGUUCAGGUCUCCAAGUUUCAUCCGCAUGGUUUGCUCGGAAGAACGAAAGUUAUGAUUUUGUUCAUCAUAAGAGACAGCAAAAAUCACACAUAUUUUUCGCAGAGAAAAAAGGAUGCGCUAUCAA
Cuscuta campestris is the source of this 1465-nucleotide messenger RNA. Lineage: Eukaryota; Viridiplantae; Streptophyta; Magnoliopsida; Solanales; Convolvulaceae. The record is from the annotation of a GenBank genome assembly.